Rotaria sordida is the source of this 598-nucleotide messenger RNA. The record is from the annotation of a GenBank genome assembly. Lineage: Eukaryota; Metazoa; Rotifera; Eurotatoria; Philodinida; Philodinidae.
AUGUUCAAAUCUUUACCACCUGAUGUCUUAAACUAUCGUGAUGAAAAAUUUUAUCAAUUAGUUAAAGAAAAAUGUGGUGAUGAUAUUGUUGAAUUUAUGAAAGUAUUAGAUAUUUCAUCGGUACAGUCAUUGUUAGGAGUAGAAAAUAGAUUUAGUUAUUUAGAAUUUAACUCAGAAAAAUUAAAUGUCUUAAAAAAUAAAUUAGCUUUCCAACAUGAUAAUGGUUUAGUUGAAAUUAAAUGGGGUAUUCGAAGCUCAUUAGAAUGUUUAAUUCGAGAUUUACAAACAGUGACUGAUGAUAAUCAAUACGUAACAGAAUCAACAUUAUUAAAUGAUGAUGUAAUUCUCUCAUCUAAUUUUCUUCAAAGGCAUCCUAUAUUAAAAUCUUUGAUUAAUCUAUAUCAAACAAUAGACGAUCAACACGAUGAAAAUAAUUCUGAAGAUACUUCUUUUUUAGCUCUUUUUCUUGACAACAUUGCCAACAAUUUAUCUGAUUCAAAAAAUGCAUAUCGUUAUAAUGAACCUGUGCUCCGAUUCGCAUUAUCGUUCCAUGUAUUAAGUGGAAAAACAGGGUAUGAAUUUGUUCGAAUGAACCUAC